CCGCAGCGCAGGCCGAAAGCGGAAGUUGAGAGAAGGAAGGAAGGAGGGGGAGCCGAAGGGACGCGAUGCUGGGCGCGCGGCGCGUGGUCUGCGCGCUCUCGGGCGGCGUCGACAGCGCCGUGGCUGCAGUCCUGCUCCGGCGGAGAGGAUAUGACGUGACUGGAGUUUUUAUGAAGAAUUGGGACAUUGCAGAUGAAAAAGGAGUUUGCUCUGCUGACAAAGACUGUGAUGAUGCUUACAGGGUUUGUGAGAUACUCAACAUUCCAUUUCAUCAGGUUUCCUAUGUAAAAGAAUAUUGGAAUGAUGUCUUCAGCUACCUCUUAAAUGAAUAUGAACUAGGAAGGACUCCAAAUCCUGAUAUUAUAUGCAACAAAUACAUCAAAUUCAAUUAUUUAUUUCAUUAUGCUGUGGAUAAACUUGGAGCAGAUGCAAUUGCAACAGGCCACUAUGCCAGGACCUCCCUGGGAGACAAUGAAGUAUUCCAGCAAAAAUACAUUCAGAGGCCAAAAGGCCUCUUCAGGAAUAGAUUUGAAAUAAGAAAUACUGUAAAGCUUCUUCAGGCGGCUGAUCAGUUUAAGGACCAGACGUUCUUUCUCAGCCAGAUUUCACAGGAAGCCCUGCGGAGAACGAUUUUUCCUCUGGGAGAUUUAACUAAAGACUUUGUAAAAAAGAUUGCUGCGGAACAUCACCUCCACCAUGUACUGCAGAGAAAAGAGAGCAUGGGAAUCUGUUUCAUUGGUGAAAGGAAUUUUGAAAAGUUCAUUCUUGAGUAUUUGGAGCCGCGUCCAGGCAAUUUUGUUUCCAUCGAAGAUGAUAAAGUCAUUGGAUCACACAAAGGUUGGUUCUUGUAUACACUUGGACAGAGAGCCAGAAUAUCAGGCCUCAAAGAUGCUUGGUUUGUUGUAGAUAAAAAUACAGCCUCUGGGGAUGUCUUUGUGGCACCCUCCACGGACCACCCUGCGCUUUACAGAAGUCUCUUGCGGACAAAUAGAGUGCACUGGAUUGCGGAGGAACCGCCCGCUGAACUGAUUCGGGACAAAAUGAUGGAGUGCAAUUUCCGCUUCCAACACCAGAUGGCACUAGUGCCUUGCACAUUAACUUUGAAUCAGGAUGGGACUGUAUGGGUCACACUAGUCACACCCUUGAGGGCUCUGACACCAGGACAGCUGCAGGCUCUGUCAAGGUGAGGUGAUAACACCCAAUUACUCAUCUGGGACCUAAGGAAUUUUUGAGACGGAUGUGCAAAUACCUAGGCCCUGGGUUGCAACCACUGGACACAUAUUUCGUUGAAAAACAGCAACUGAAAUGAUCAAAGGUCUAGAGACCAUGCCCUAUGAGGAGCAUUUUAAAGAGUUGGGCAUGUUUAUCCUGCAGAACAGAAGGUUGAGAGGAGGCAUGACCACCAUAUAUAAAUACAGUAUGUGAAAGGCUGUCAUAAGAGGGAGCAGGCUUGUUUUCUGCUGCUCUUGAAACUAAGACUUGAAACAAUGGGUUCAAAUUACAGGAAAGGAUAUUCCAACAUUAGGAAGAACUUCCUGGCCAUGAGAGCUAUUCAGUAGUGGAACUCUCUGCCUCAGAGUGUAGUGGAAGCUCCUUCCUUUGAAGGCUUUUAAACAGAGGCUGGAUGGCCAUCUGUUGGGGGUGGUUUGAUUGUGCUUUUCGUGCAUGGCAGGGGUUUGGACUAGAUGGCCCAUGUGAUCUCUUCCAAUUCUGUCAUUCUAAGUGUUAAGCACAUUUAUGUUUUUUUCAGAGGCCUAGAAGUUGCUGUUUCAAUUCUUAGCUGUGUGAGCACCUAAUUUUCAACACUGGAAGAUGAAUUUGAAACUGUUUUUUAAAAAGGGGGUUUAUAAUGUGGCAUGAAAAUUUGGGUGUUCUGCAAUUGUUAUUAAAAUUGUAGGUUUUGCAAUUCAACUGAAUUGCAAUGAUUUAGCUUAUGUUUUAGAGAGGUAUUGGCAUAGCUAUUAGCUGUAAUGGCUAUAGGAUUCUGGGAAAUGUCAUUCAAAAAGGUCACACUUGUAACCUCAAAAUGUGUUU
Messenger RNA from Anolis carolinensis (green anole), 2034 nucleotides. RefSeq names its product tRNA mitochondrial 2-thiouridylase (gene trmu). The transcript is spliced from 11 exons. Lineage: Eukaryota; Metazoa; Chordata; Lepidosauria; Squamata; Anolidae. Gene Ontology annotation, cellular component: mitochondrion. The coding region runs from base 66 to 1187 and encodes 373 amino acids. Gene Ontology annotation, molecular function: sulfurtransferase activity. The record is from RefSeq and is a predicted model, not a curated record. Gene Ontology annotation, biological process: tRNA wobble position uridine thiolation.